Molecule: messenger RNA, 584 nt
Organism: Medioppia subpectinata
Lineage: Eukaryota; Metazoa; Arthropoda; Arachnida; Sarcoptiformes; Oppiidae
Source: the annotation of a GenBank genome assembly
UAAUGUUGAUAACGGGCUCGAGUUCGGGCAUCGGUGCGGCCACUGCUGUCCAGUUUAGUAAAGCCGGCGCCCAAGUGGUGGUCACCGGACCUCCUGAUCGUCUACCCAUAGAUACGGCCAAAAAGUGUCUGAAAGUAUCGCCGAAAGGGUUGAAAGCACUGGAAGUGACGGCAGAUGUGACCAAACGGAAAGCCAUGCGACGACUCGUCGACCAGACUAUCAAACGUUUCGGUAAACUUGAUAUUCUGGUCAAUAACGCCGGCGCAGGACUUAAUGCCAGACCAACUGAUGAGAACUUUUACGAGAAAUACGAGAAAGUGAUGGCAAUUAAUCUCAAUUCUGUCGUAUAUUUAACACAUAUUUGUGUCGAGUAUUUGGAGAAAACUAAAGGAAAUAUGAUUAAUAUUUCGAGUAAUGGCGGAAAGAGAGUCUAUUUAGAUUUUGCCCCGUAUUGUAUGGCAAAGUGUGCGGUGAAUAUGUUCACUAAAUGUAUGGCAGCCGAGUUGGGCUUUAAGCGCAUCCGGCCCGGGGCCGAACUAGGCUUGCCAGACGUCCAGUUUUGGACUGGAUUGUCCAGUUUUGGA